AGGAACGGCGGUUUUGUCACCAGUAUUGUUUAGCCGCGCAGACCGGGCCGACUGUGUAUUUCUCAGAAACAUGGCAGCGGACAGGCAGAAGUUGGAGGCGGGCGAAGCUCUGGUCACCGAUGAGGAGGUGGAACAGGCCCUGAGCGUGCUGGCUGGGAGCGACGCAGAAAACUGCUCUUAUCCUCGGGGUUAUGUGAAGAGACAGGCGGUGUUUGCCUGCAACACCUGCACUCCCAAUGCUGCAGAGCCGGCUGGGGUUUGUCUGGCCUGUGCCAAUAAAUGCCACGAUGGACACGACAUCUUUGAACUGUACACCAAAAGAGAUUUUCGCUGCGAUUGUGGAAAUAACAAGUUUGGCGAUUUCCAGUGCCAACUCGUUCCUGUGAAAGAGGAGAAGAACGAUAAGAACCGCUACAAUCACAACUUUGUUGGCUGCUACUGCACAUGUGACCGUCCAUACCCAGACACAGAUGAGCAGGAUGACGACGAGAUGAUUCAGUGCAUCAUCUGUGAGGAUUGGUUUCACAGCAGGCACUUGCGCUGUGCUGUAGUUGAACCAGAAGAGCUGCAGGAGAUGAUCUGCGAGGCUUGCAUGAACAAAGCUCCUUUCUUGUGGACGUACGCCGCCCAGUUCGCAGUACCGCCUGUGAUCAACGCCAGUCACUCUGAGGAGGACAUAGAGGUCAACRUUGAGGAGAAUGAGGAACAUCAAGGCGGGGAUGAGGAACCAACCUCUGGUGAUGAGCAUGCAAAGGAAGUGGAGAACAGGUGUUCCCCAGGCAAACGAACUCAUGAGGAAAUGAGCAGCGCAGAAAAAAGCACCAACAGGAGUGCAGAGUGCAGGCUGAAGGAGCUGCAGACGCAGGGGUUAGCCCRGCUGAGGCAGGGAGCGGUGUUCUGGCCUUACGGCUGGCGCUCGGAGCUCUGCACCUGCACGAGCUGCAAGAAGGUUUAUGUGGCUACAGAAGUGCAGUUUCUCAUGGAUCAGUCUGACACCAUUUUGGCCUAUGAGAAGAGAGGAUUGGAGGCGCCGUUUGGGCAGCACCCACUGAUGGCACUGAUAGGCUCCAUGGACCGUGUGCAGCAGCUGGAGGUCAUUUACGGUAUCAACGAGCUGACGGCUGCAAUCAGUGCGUUUUUAGAACAGUGCGUUUCUGAAAGAAAGACCGUCACAGUCGAAGCCGUACAYGAGUUUUUCGAGGAGCUGCGAGAGAAAAAGAGACGCAGGACCAACCCAGGAUACGAGUGAUGAAACGUUUCUGCUGCCAUCAAAUGCUGGGUUCAUGUGGUGCUUUAAAUGUAUGUGUCAGUUUCAAGAUGAUCAUAUAUUUUUUUUACUCAAAAUGAGCUAAAAGUUCAGAAACGUUGCCUACUAUACAGAUUAUUUUGUUCAGGUAUUAGGAUUAUAAUUUUGAUGUGAUGAAAAUGACUUGAAACUUUUGCUGAUAUUGCACAUUUAACCUUUUUUAUGAACAGAAGCAAAUAUGUCUGCAUACGAUGUCUUCAAGUUUGUCUCCUUUCUGUGUUAGCAGGACUUUUAAAUUGACCAUGAUUGUAAUUAAAAAUGUUUUUUUUUGUUUAAGCUUUGAUGUUAAAACCGUUUAAGUUUACUGUCAGUCAAAGUGAAUGAACGUUGAAGGAUGGUCUUUAUGUGAAUAUGGAUUAAUACAAAUAAAACAAGACAAAUUGUA
This is a messenger RNA of Austrofundulus limnaeus, 1691 nucleotides long. RefSeq names its product putative E3 ubiquitin-protein ligase UBR7. The record is from RefSeq and is a predicted model, not a curated record. Gene Ontology annotation, cellular component: cytoplasm. Lineage: Eukaryota; Metazoa; Chordata; Actinopteri; Cyprinodontiformes; Rivulidae. The transcript has 11 exons. Gene Ontology annotation, molecular function: zinc ion binding; ubiquitin protein ligase activity. The coding region runs from base 71 to 1249 and encodes 392 amino acids.